Uranotaenia lowii is the source of this 2149-nucleotide messenger RNA. Its product is annotated as mitogen-activated protein kinase p38b-like. NCBI's taxonomy places the organism in Eukaryota, Metazoa, Arthropoda, Insecta, Diptera, Culicidae. Gene Ontology annotation, cellular component: nucleus; cytoplasm. The record is from RefSeq and is a predicted model, not a curated record. Gene Ontology annotation, molecular function: ATP binding; MAP kinase activity. The transcript is spliced from 7 exons. Gene Ontology annotation, biological process: intracellular signal transduction; protein phosphorylation. The coding region runs from base 783 to 1859 and encodes 358 amino acids.
CUCACAGUGCCUCAGUUCAUUUGAAACAGUUGUGUCAUUCGGUAAGUGUUAUGCGGUUUCUCUGAUCGCUUCCGAUACUGUACUGUCGGUCGAAAGCUAGUUUAGCUAAUGUGACAAAUUAAUAUUACGAUCCGUAUCGCUGAAAACUGUUCGAGUGUGUGAUAUCCGUGAUAUCCCAUUGUAAGGGCUACAUUUUUUGAGCCGGUGUUAAAUUACCGAAAAAUUAAACGUAGAAUAGGCGGUAAAUGACGUGUCGCCAAAGGUCGUUUCUGUUUGCGGGGUGAUGGAAAAUUUACGAUGAGAUUGAGCGAAGCUUAAGAUAUUCCCAUAAUAUUCCGAGAGGAUCAACGUGAGCUAGAAGCUUGGGUUGUUUAUUUUUGAUCUAUUUCUGGGAUGACGGAAGACAAAGUCGUUUUCCCAACACAAAAACCCGAAAAUCAAAGGUGACAAAAUAAAUGAGGGAAAAAAUAUAUUUCUUGGCUGACAUCUACCAGCUCUUCUUGAUAAGAAAGUGCAAUAAGUGAGCUCCAGUCGUCGUAUUACAGAAAGAAGAAAAACAUACAACGAGGUUUUAAAAGAUAUUCAACGUUUCUGGAUUGUAUUUUCUUAUCUCUCGUGCCACCCAGAUAUCAGUAGGAGUGUUUUUGUGCGGUUCAUCGUGUGAAAAAGUGUAAGCUCGUUUUGAAUUGUUUGCUGAGAGAUUGUGCGGAAAGGUGUGAAUAUUGCAGCUAAAAUUACCGAUCCCGAGACAGCUGCCUUCCUCUGGCAUCAAAAGAUUCAUCAUGCCCAAAUUUUACAAGGUCGAAAUCAACAAAACAGAGUGGGAGGUACCUGAGCGCUACCAAAUGCUGACUCCGGUAGGGAGUGGUGCUUAUGGCCAAGUCUGCUCAGCUACCGACAGCCAGCACAACGCAAAGGUGGCUAUUAAAAAACUAGCCCGUCCCUUCCAAUCGGCCGUUCAUGCCAAGCGAACCUAUCGGGAACUCCGCAUGUUGAAGCACAUGAACCACGAAAACAUCAUCGGCCUGUUGGACGUGUUUCAUCCCGGUGGAAAUACUUUGGACUCCUUCCAGCAGGUCUACCUGGUCACGCACCUGAUGGGGGCAGAUUUGAAUAACAUUAUCCGGACCCAACGGCUUUCGGAUGACCACGUACAGUUCCUAGUCUACCAGAUAUUGCGUGGCCUUAAAUACAUUCACAGCGCAGGAAUCAUUCAUAGGGAUUUGAAACCAUCCAACAUUGCAGUCAACGAAGAUUGCGAACUAAAAAUAUUAGACUUUGGUCUGGCGCGACCAACCGAGAAUGAAAUGACCGGCUAUGUUGCAACGCGAUGGUACCGGGCACCGGAAAUUAUGCUAAACUGGAUGCACUACAAUCAAACCGUCGACAUCUGGUCAGUCGGUUGCAUCAUGGCGGAGCUGCUGACCGGACGAACUUUGUUCCCCGGAACCGACCAUAUUGAUCAACUAACGCGAAUUUUGUUCUUUUGCGGAGUGCCAAAUGAAGAGCUUAUGCAAAAGAUGUCAAACCAGGAGGCAAGGCACUACAUUCGGUCCCUCCCGAAAACUGAGAAGCGAAACUUUAGUGACGUGUUCCGUGGUGCAAAUCCGUUAGCAAUUGAUUUACUGGAGAAGAUGUUGGAACUUGAUGCAGAUAAGCGAAUAACUGCCGAACAGGCAUUGGCUCAUCCGUACCUGGAAAAAUAUGCGGAUCCAACAGAUGAACCAACUUCUACGCUUUAUGAUCAAAGCUUCGAAGACAUGGAACUUCCAGUUGAGAAGUGGAAGGAACUCGUGUUUCAAGAAGUGGUCAAUUUUGUACCCCAGCAGCAUGCUCAUGUCGGAAGCGAACAGCAGUAAUGUUGUUUUGAAAAACAGCGAAGAUUGUCAACAUAGCCAUCCUUAGCCCAAGAAGACAGCACAUUACACGCCAUUAUAGUUGCAGCAGAUACGGGAAAUAUUUACUAUAUAACAACUCUCAAGUUAACCUACGAGGAAGGCAACAAAAAAGGAAUUGAUUGGCAGGGAAUUUGUUCUAAAAACACUACAUAUUGUAUUACAAAUGAUUUGUAUAAGCAUAAAUUUUUUUAAAGCAAAUUAGCAACAUUAUUGUUGAUGUAUUGUCGAAAUUAAAACAAAAUUUAAAAUAA